Molecule: messenger RNA, 1304 nt
Organism: Saprolegnia diclina VS20
Lineage: Eukaryota; Oomycota; Saprolegniomycetes; Saprolegniales; Saprolegniaceae
Product: isocitrate dehydrogenase [NADP]
Exons: 3
Coding region: 23-1267 (414 amino acids)
Biological process (GO): isocitrate metabolic process
Cellular component (GO): mitochondrion
Molecular function (GO): magnesium ion binding; NAD binding; isocitrate dehydrogenase (NADP+) activity
Source: RefSeq, a predicted model, not a curated record
GUUUUUGCUUGGACGUGCAAAGAUGGCUUUUGAGAAGAUUCACGUGGAGAACCCGAUCGUCGACCUCGACGGCGAUGAGAUGACGCGCAUCAUCUGGCAGCUCAUCAAGGACAAGCUCAUCUUCCCGUUCUUGGACCUCAAGACCGAGUACUUUGACUUGGGUGUCGAGUACCGUGAUGAGACCAACGAUGAGGUCACGCUCGCUGCUGCCCGCGCCAUCCAGAAGCACAACGUUGGCAUCAAGUGCGCGACGAUCACGCCCGACGAGCAGCGCGUCGAGGAGUUCAACCUCAAGCAGAUGUGGAAGUCGCCCAACGGCACGAUCCGCAACGAGCUCGGCGGCACUGUCUUCCGUGAGCCGAUUCUCUGCAAGAACAUCCCCAAGCUCGUGCCUGGCUGGAAGGACUCGAUCAUCAUUGGCCGCCACGCGUUUGGCGACCAGUACAAGGCGCUCGACUUUGUCGCGCCGGGCAAGGGCACGUUCAAGAUCACGUUCACGCCCGAAGACUCGAACGGCAAGACGGAGGAGUACACGGUGUACCAGUUUGCGGAUGCGGCCGGCGGCGUCGGCAUGGGCAUGUACAACACGAAGGAGUCGAUCACGGGCUUUGCGCGCGCGUGCUUGGAGUAUGCGCUCGGCCGCAAGAUGCCGCUGUACCUCUCGACGAAGAACACGAUCUUGAAGCGCUACGACGGCAUGUUCAAGGACGUCUUCCAGGAGAUGUACGACACGGAGUACGCUGCCGCAUACAAGGCGGCUGGCAUCUGGUACGAGCACCGCUUGAUUGACGACAUGGUCGCGCAGUGCCUCAAGUCCAAGGGCGGCUUUGUGUGGGCGUGCAAGAACUAUGACGGCGAUGUCCAGUCGGACAUUCUCGCGCAGGGCUUUGGCUCGCUCGGUCUCAUGACGUCGGUGCUCCUCACGCCGGAUGGCAAGACGAUGGAAGCCGAGGCGGCCCAUGGCACGGUCACGCGCCACUACCGCGUGCACCAGAAGGGCGGCGAGACGAGCACCAACUCGAUCGCGUCCAUCUUUGCGUGGACGCGCGGCCUCAUGCACCGCGCCAAGCUCGACAAGAACGACAAGCUCCAGACGUUCUGCGAGCAGCUCGAGGCGACUGUCGUCGAGACGGUCGAGGCCGGUCAGAUGACCAAGGAUCUUGCGCUCCUUAUCCAUGAAGACAAGAUGGAGCGCAAGCACUGGCUCAACACGUUCGAGUUCCUCGACGCGAUCGCCGCCAACCUCACGAAGAAGCUCCAUGCGUAAUUUGUUUAAGGGGGUUAUAAAGCUUGUUAGUUCUCGU